AUGAUUGAUCUCUGUGAAGAGCUGGAUAAUGUAACCUUCUGCAUGUCAUCUCGUGACUGGAGUGGAUGCAUGGCUCUGGAUGGGCUGCGUUUGAAUGCAGCAGGAACACGGCAGUUAGCUACACUGUUUGUUCAAGUUUUGACGCAACUUUUAACUGAGAGUUCCAAAAGUACCAGUAAAAUAGAGCUUCGAAGUUCAUUGGAUUUUCCGAGUAGUUCCGAUUUUCCUCCUCUCUGUGAUGGCGGCAGGGAUAUUUUAACAUCUUCAGCCUCUCGUCUGUAUUCUGAAGUUGUUGCUGAAUCAGCUCUGUCCAGGAAACUGCCAUCACAGUUGAAUGUGAAAGCUCCUUCAGAAACUGAACAGCAACUUCAAACAAGAGAAUUUCAACAGUGUUCAUCUGCUGCUGUUACUCAAAAGAACCUAAAGGAAAAUUCUGAAUUGUCUUCUUUCUUGAGGAAAUCUGCUCAUCCAGAUCCUAAUGGUUGGAUUCAUGUAGGGCGAAAACGUUUCACUCAAAAUAUAGAACAGUGUUGUCAGUUGAGGAAGCCUUGCCUGGUUUCACCAAAGCAUGUAGCAUCUUUGAACUAUGAAACGGAUCCAAGAGAAUUUCACCAAUGUUCAUCUGUAGCUGUUACUCAAAAGAACCUAAAGGAAAAUUCUGAAUUGUCUUCUUUCUUGAGAAACUUUGUUAGGGGCUGCAAGAAUAUAAUUUUUUAGAACUGCUAGACAUGGAAAAGUUUGGGAACCUGUGUCUUAGAAGAUGAUAUUGUGAAGUUCAGUUUUGAACUAAUAAAG
This is a messenger RNA of Stegodyphus dumicola, 795 nucleotides long. RefSeq lists its product as uncharacterized. The record is from RefSeq and is a predicted model, not a curated record. NCBI's taxonomy places the organism in Eukaryota, Metazoa, Arthropoda, Arachnida, Araneae, Eresidae.